Molecule: messenger RNA, 4291 nt
Organism: Rattus rattus (black rat)
Lineage: Eukaryota; Metazoa; Chordata; Mammalia; Rodentia; Muridae
Gene: Faf2
Product: Fas associated factor family member 2
Exons: 11
Coding region: 40-1377 (445 amino acids)
Cellular component (GO): endoplasmic reticulum
Molecular function (GO): ubiquitin binding
Source: RefSeq, a predicted model, not a curated record
ACGGUGCGGACGGGUCAGGAGCGUAGAGGCGGCGGCAAAAUGGCGGCGCCUGAGGAGCAGGAUCUAACUCAGGAGCAGACCGAGAAGCUGCUGCAGUUUCAGGAUCUGACUGGCAUAGACUCCAUGGAGCAGUGUCGCCUUGCCUUGGAACAGCAUAACUGGAACAUGGAGGCUGCCGUCCAGGACAGACUGAAUGAGCAAGAGGGUGUACCAAGUGUUUUCAAUCCACCUCCAUCUCGACCCCUACAGGUUAAUACAGCUGACCACAGGAUCUACAGCUACGUUGUCUCAAGACCACAACCAAGGGGCCUGCUUGGAUGGGGUUAUUACUUGAUAAUGCUUCCAUUCCGGUUUACCUAUUACACGAUACUUGAUAUAUUUAGGUUUGCUCUUCGUUUUAUACGGCCUGACCCUCGCAGCCGGGUCACUGACCCUGUUGGGGACAUUGUUUCAUUUAUGCACUCUUUUGAAGAGAAAUAUGGGAGGGCACACCCUGUCUUCUACCAGGGAACGUACAGCCAGGCACUUAGUGAUGCCAAGCGGGAACUUCGAUUUCUUUUGGUUUAUCUUCAUGGGGAUGACCACCAGGACUCUGAUGAGUUCUGCCGCAAUGCUCUCUGCGCACCUGAGGUCAUCUCGCUGAUAAACAGCCGGAUGCUUUUUUGGGCUUGUUCUACAAACAAACCGGAGGGGUACAGGGUCUCCCAGGCUUUACGAGAGAACACCUAUCCGUUCCUGGCUAUGAUUAUGUUGAAGGACCGGCGAAUGACUGUGGUAGGAAGGCUCGAAGGCCUCAUUCAACCUGAUGACCUCAUCAACCAGUUGACGUUCAUUAUGGAUGCAAACCAGACUUACCUGGUGUCAGAACGCCUAGAAAGGGAAGAAAGGAACCAAACCCAGGUGCUGAGACAACAGCAGGAUGAAGCCUACCUGGCUUCUCUCAGGGCAGACCAGGAGAAAGAGAGGAAGAAGAGGGAGGAAAGAGAGCGGAAGCGCCGGAAGGAGGAGGAGGUGCAGCAGCAGAAGCUGGCGGAGGAGCGAAGGCGGCAGAACUUACAGGAGGAGAAGGAGAGGAAGCUGGAGUGCCUGCCCCCUGAGCCCUCCCCUGAUGACCCUGACAGUGUCAAGAUCAUUUUCAAGUUACCCAAUGAUUCCAGAGUAGAGCGACGAUUCCAUUUUUCACAGUCUCUAACAGUCAUCCAUGACUUCUUAUUCUCCUUGAAGGAAAGCCCUGAAAAGUUUCAGAUUGAAGCCAAUUUUCCAAGACGGGUACUUCCCUGUGUCCCUUCAGAGGAAUGGCCCAACCCCCCCACACUGCAGGAGGCGGGACUAAGCCACACAGAAGUUCUCUUUGUUCAGGACCUGACAGACGAAUGACACUUUUCUGCCUCCUUCUUCCCACCCCAAUCCCUAAAAGAAAUGGAAAAACAAAAACAGAGAACAAGAGAUAAAUUCAUAUUAUUAUUAUUAUUAUAAUACAAUAUUUUUUUUAAAAAAACUGCUGCAUCCUACGGAAGGAUCGGAAACCAUGCUGCCUGCAAGAGGCACAGCCUGUGUGCGUGUGCAAGGCCGGCAGUGAGCGCACCUGCCCAGCAGACUCGCCUUCCACAGCCGCCUCUCCAUCUUCCAGUGAAGACUUCACCUCCAACCCAUCCCUCCGCCCACGUGGGGAAGAAGACAUUCCCACUGUUUCUCAGUCAUUCUUGCUUUUGUAGAAAAGAAAAAAGAAACCCACCAUCAGCUCCAGCAGCAGCUCCUGAGGACCUGCUUCUCCUACUUCUAGAGGAAGAGGGGAGAGAAGGAUGGACUGACUGCCCACAGUUCAUGAAUAACUUUGUUUCUGUUUGCUUUGUAAUGAUAAUGACCAAAGGAGUGAGGCUGACUUAGGUGUAUUUUUUCCUCAGAUUUGAUAAAGAGCCAGUGCCCUGGGCUCCAUGGCCCACGGCGGUGUAAUAAAGGUGCCCUGGGCUCAUUUGCGCUUCCUUCUGCCACUGUUCCUCUCACGGUCCCAGAGGUACCCAUUUGGAGCAAUGAGAGGAAGUCUGGGAUUGUGACCCACAAAAGGCUGUGUGUGGGGUGUGUGUUCCCUUUACACACACAUACAGCUUCUCCUUGGCAUCUGUACCAGGUGGUGGUGAAGGGGUCUCAAGCAAAGGACAGCAGCUCCUGCCUCCCUCUCACUGCACACGCUGCUCUUCCCAGCUUUCCUAACUUGCCGAGCUCGGUGCCUUUCCAGAGGACUAGGGACCGGGCCGGGCCCUCCGUUCCACCUGCGGAGGCUCGUCCUGUUUGAGUGCACAUAUGAUAAUGAUGUUUAAGGAUAUAGACCCAUCGCAGGCAUGGUGGUGUGCUGGGAGGCAGAGGCAGCAGAUCUCUGAAUUCCAGGCCAGCCUGGUCUACAGAGUGAGGAGGCCCUGUCUCAAAGUUUUGAACCAGAAACUUUGAAAGAGAAAUUGGACUGCCAGCCUGUGUGUGUUGUUGGAAAGCACAUUUCAUGGCACCAGAGACAGUUUGCAGCCUUCCUCUUGCCGUGGUGAAGCAGCAGGAGCCUUUCCCCCUUGAAAUGUCUCGUCUGUGAUUGAGUUUUUUAGUAGUAGGUAUGUGGUUGAGCCAUGUAUGAGCACAUGCCAGUGUGUGCUGACAAGUGUUCCAGUAUGGGCUAGCUGUGCUGGUACAGGCUUGACACUGCCGCUCUCUGAGGUUCCUGUAGUCACUAGUGUGUGGGGGCAUUCCAGUCCGGAGAAAGCAUAGCUUGUGUUGGUCACCUCCAAGAGCCCCUCUAAAGCCACUGCUCUCUGUGACAGUCCUGUGCUUCUGUUCUCUGCAGCUCUCCGUUGUUAGAGGACGGCUUGUGGAGUCAUUUGGAAAACCUGAGAAGAUCCCUGAGGCCUUAGCACAGGGCUCUGAUUCUACCUUGGGAAGUGUUAGCGCAGCUAAGCCAGCCAGCACUACAGUGACAGGUUGAGAGGACGCUCAGGAGAAGUCUGUCUUGCUGACAGCGAUGCAGAGGGGCUUUCCCACUUGGAGCCACCCUCCCAGGUUGUAGUCCCUGUCUGACUGCCCGGCACAUGGGCAUGUGUACUGUGGAAGUGUCUUGUUCAUGGCUGCUUGGGGAAGUUCUGAUUUUCCCUCUUAAUCUCGUUCUGUAAUGUGUACAUUUUAAUUUUAUGCCUUUUGCCUUUUGAUAACUGCAAAAAUAUACUAGAUGCCAGACUAAUAAAAAAGGGGUCCGCUCUUGCCACAACUCUGAGGGCAGCCUGCUCAUGUCCUGGAGGCUUGUGCUGAAGUACCUACCUAGCUCCCAUCACCUGUCCCCUCCCUUAGUUUUCCUCUCAGCUUUUUGAGAUAGGUUCCGAUGGCCCAAAGUGGCCUCAAACUACAUACCCAAGGCUGGCCUUGAGCUACCCUCCUGCUCCCCACUCCUGUGGUGCAGAUGUGGGUAUGCACCACCACGUGAGGCUCUCCAGCAGCUGUGAAACACUUUUGUGUUCUUGCUGUCCCCAGUUCUGCUGUCUGGGGGCCAUUUCUCUCCCUGGGUGAGCUGUGGACUUCACCUUUUGUCCCCCAGGCCAGUUCAGUCUGGGACUCCCUAAACCUAUGAGCUAGAAGAGACCUGCGACCAUUUGCUGUUGUUUAAAUUGCUUCCAAAAGAUCCCACCAAUUGUUCCAAAGUCGUCAUGGACAGUGGAAGCAUUUGUUUCCAUCCCCUGUCAGAUGGCCUCGGCUGAAUGACCAUGGGGAUGACCAAGCAACAAUGCCUGAGUGAGUUGAAAUUUGCAGCCUCAGUCUGGUCUUUUCUUCCUCUGCAGAAUUGUCUGCGGCAGAUAGGUUUUGUUUUUGUUUUUCUCCUUGCUUGCUUCCACUAUGAGAUGCAGAGAAGGCAAGAGAAUUCCUAUUUCUUUAAAAACUUACACAAAAAAGAAAAAAACCCUAGAAUUUUCCAACUGAUCAGUUAUUAUGAAAAUUGCUGACAGUGCCAAGGCCAAGGAAAGAAUGUCAGAGGCAACAGAAGACGCAGCAGCCCCAGAGCACUUAAUCAGAGGCUGUCGCCUGGCACUGGACAGGGACCUCCACCUUCCAGCUGGUUGGCUUUUCUGUUUGUCAGGGGGGAGGUUUUGACUUGUGAAGAACGCAGCAACAGAAGAUGCAUCCACAGAGAUGCAGUGCCCCACCUGUACUGCACCUGAGUAGUUAAUAAUUUCCUGAAGAAAUCUAGUGUACUUCAAAUUUUUUCAUAAAGGUUUACAUUGUAUUGUAGGUUAACAUUAAACGUUUUAUAACAAAAAAUGUA